AUGAAAGACCUUGACCCAGCGAGGUUUAUAAUAACGGGUGAUCUAAAUGCGAGGAUUGGACGUGAACAGACUCUGGACCCAAUUUCUAUAACUGAAUUCUCGAAUAUUGCCGAUCGCAGGCGCUCAAAGGAUACUGUGACUAAUGCUCAGGGGAGAACAUUGCUGAAUUUUGUGGAGGAUUUUGGUGGCAUCAUCCUGAAUGGCAGGACUACAGGAGAUACUGACGGAGAAUAUAGCUUUUGUGGGGCAAUGGGAAGUUCUGUCAUUGACUAUUUUAUUUGCUCGUGGAAUCUGCUGCAGUAUGUACAAGAGCUUACUAUCCCUACAAAAAUCUACUCCGAUCAUAUGCCUGUAUGCUUAGGGAUGAGGAUUCCAAGUAUUGGGGCAGUUGGGAAUGCUAUAAGCCCAUGGCGUAGAAUGUAUUGGGAUGAUAGAUAUUGCGCUAAAUACAAUAUUAAUCUCCGAAAUUCGGUUGAGAGGCAACAUCCGGACAAUUCAAGUCCGAUAAAUGAGGGAGUCUUGUCGUUGACGAAUAUGAUAAGGUCUGCUCGUCCAGAUGUGGAGAAUAGGAGAGUUUUCGAACCUACGCAGAGGUGGUUUGAUUGGGCGUGUUAUCGGCAAAGGAAACUUGUGCGCAAGUACUUUAGGAGGUAUAAAGAGAGUCACAACGAGGAGAAUAGGAGAAUUUAUUACUCUUCAAGGGCGAAAUUUCGAAGACUGUGCGCGAGAAAGAAACUAGAGUACCACAAUGACAAUCUUGGACGCCUGGAUAACGUUUCGAACUCCAAGGAAUGGUGGGACUUGUCUAAUUCCUUGCGAAAGCGCAACCCUGCCCCGCGAGGAAACCUGACCGCGGACGAGUUCCUAGUCCACUUUAGUGCGGCGUUUCGGGCACACUGUGAAACGGAGGCAAUAAGUUGGUGUAUGCCAUACUUUAUUAACCCUUUACUUGAUUCCCCGUUCGAAUUCUGCGAGCUUAAUGCUGUAGUCGCGAAUUUGAAGGACAACAAGACUCCAGGAUUUGAUGGUGUACCCUACGAGUUUUAUAAACAUGCACCCUACUGUUUUCUAGAUCGCAUGCUUGGACUUUUCAAUAAGAUUUUUAUAACGGAGAGUAUUCCUACUGCCUUUAGAACGUCAAUUUUGUUACCGAUACAUAAAAAGGGAGACCCGAAUACACCAGCAAACUACCGAGGCUUGUCGCUGAUAAACUCUAUGAGUAAGAUUUUUUGCAAUAUUCUACUGAAUCGACUUUCCGACUGGCUUGACUACAACAGUAUAUUAAAUGAAUUCCAGGCGGAACAUCAUAAACGUCCCGAAUUGCAACCUUUGAAUCUGAAGAAGUCCAUAGAACCUACACCACCCUCGCAUAUCUCCGCUUCGCAUAACAGCAAAAGUACCAAUAGUCAGAGCAGCAGCACCCUUAACAACUCGAACAACAAAACAGCCACUACAACAUCAACAACAACGCUGGACAUGGAACUACUUCUAGUAAUAAUAGGGUAA
Stomoxys calcitrans (stable fly) is the source of this 1506-nucleotide messenger RNA. RefSeq lists its product as uncharacterized. The record is from RefSeq and is a predicted model, not a curated record. NCBI's taxonomy places the organism in Eukaryota, Metazoa, Arthropoda, Insecta, Diptera, Muscidae. The transcript is spliced from 2 exons. Bases 1 to 1506 code for a protein of 501 amino acids.